AUGGAGAAAUACCCAGACAGCCCGGAAGUCUGUCUCAAAGCGCUCGCCAAACUUCGCUCAGGUAGUCCCAAUGAUGGCCACGUGCGUCUCGAGUUUCAUGAACUGGUCUCCUCGCACGAAUAUCGAAAGAGAUUCAAGACCGGAUACAUUGGUCUCUUGUCUAGUGCCGGUAUGCGGAAGCGUCUCGCAUACGGCGUGUAUGCUAUGGCCCUUCAGCAAUUUGGCGGUAUAGCGGCUUUGACAAUGUACGCGGCCUUGAUCUACGAAUCCCUUGGCUGGAACGCAGGCCACCAAGCUUUGGCCAUCAACGGUAUCCAGGCAGCUUUGCAGCUGGUUAUUGUUUUGGUCAAUACCUUCACAGUAGACAAGUUUGGCCGGAGGUCCCUGCUUAUCGCUGGGUUCUUGAUUCAGAGCAUCGCACUCCUCAUUCUGUCAUCGUUGACCACGACCUACCCGGAUAAUACGAACAAAGCCGCUGCGAUCGCCGAAGUGGCCAUGCUCUUCAUUGUCGGUUUAACGUACUGUUGGUCAAACGGUCCUGUUACUCCAGCAAUCGCCUCGGAGAUCUUCCCUCAGGAGGUGCGAGAUAAAGCGUUUGGUCUCUCGCUUCUAGGACAAACUGUUUGUUUGCUGGCGUUGACGCAGCCGUGGCCCAGGUUCAACCAGGAAGUCGGGGCCAAAAGCUAUUGGUUGCUCUUUAGUUUGAAUGUCGUUGCGCUGGGUAUCUCGCUCGAGCGUAUGGACAAGUUGUUUGGAGAGCUUGAUGCCGUUGAUGAGGGUGAGAAGGAGACUUCGGCGAACAAGCUUGAAGCUAUUACUUAUAGUGGGGGAUUGCCAGAUGGUGAGAAGGCGCAUGCGAUCUCGCACGUCGAGGAACACCUGAAGGAAUAA
Molecule: messenger RNA, 891 nt
Organism: Lachnellula hyalina
Lineage: Eukaryota; Fungi; Ascomycota; Leotiomycetes; Helotiales; Lachnaceae
Gene: MST4
Product: Sugar transport protein MST4
Exons: 3
Coding region: 1-891 (296 amino acids)
Biological process (GO): transmembrane transport; carbohydrate transport
Cellular component (GO): membrane
Molecular function (GO): carbohydrate:proton symporter activity
Source: RefSeq, a predicted model, not a curated record